Penicillium roqueforti is the source of this 2484-nucleotide messenger RNA. RefSeq lists its product as uncharacterized. Lineage: Eukaryota; Fungi; Ascomycota; Eurotiomycetes; Eurotiales; Aspergillaceae. The transcript is spliced from 9 exons. Bases 1 to 2484 code for a protein of 827 amino acids. The record is from RefSeq and is a predicted model, not a curated record.
AUGGCUUCUCUACCCGAGCCCCAUGAUAAGGACUGGGAGCGUACCAAUGCCAAAUCAUGGGAACUACCCUAUUAUGGCCCUGGUCCAGAUUUCGGCCGGGGGACCAUCUACGAUGGGGAUGCCGACCAGAACACGGAUAAUAAAAGUACCGAUGAGGAUGAUGAGGAUGCUUUCGAGGACAUUAACUACGACCGCCCUCCCGUUGACUAUCAGCUGCACCCUACAAGUUCAAAGGUUGCUGUAACUGGUCGGGCUAUCUCAAGUGUACCUCCUGUACCUACGCCAUCGCCGGUCCCAAGUCAAAGCACCUUUCAAACCCGACCAGUUCCUACUGGGUCCAGAACAGGUCGACCUCAGUCACCAAUGGGGCCAGUGUUCAAUGAGCGUGGGCCUAAUACCGGAAUUUCCAAUACAUUAGCACGGCCGCAUUAUUCGGCAUGUAAUCUCAAACCAGGUCAACGUACCCCUGUCAACAGGGGACAGACUGACACACCGCGACCACCGUUUUAUUCCAAAAAAGGCAGCACUACUUCUACUCCUUCGCAACACAAAGCUAGGUGUCCAGCUAUUUCAUCGGGGCAAAAUGACUCUCAUUCCAAGGCAAAGUGGCGCAAGGGGUUCUCUCCAGAUGCGUCUUAUCGUUUGCCAUAUGAGUGCCAAGUGUUUCAAGAGAAGAUUAGACAAGUCACUUUAGGAGAAAUUUCCAACGUCGACUUCCGUCAGCGGAUUAUCGAGGAGACAGAUGCAUAUAUGAGGAUGAGCGCGGGAAACGCCAAGCUUGUUCACAUCUGGGGACGGCAAAAGCAGGUGUUGGAGGCCCAGAAUUUGCUUCAGGAUAUGGUGAAUCGGUUGAUGCAGCAGCGGACUUCGCCUACAGUAGCGCGCUGGACCAAGGUUCACGCGCAUUCAAAUAGGAAGGUUGCCCAUGCCCGGUCACAAGAAAGCCAUGAGGAAAGAUUGUCCGACAUGCGGAAGCCCCCGAGAAUCACCACGGAUUACACGCUCGCUUUCCUCUGGCCCUCGGAUGGCCCCUCACUCAACCACUUGAUCACUGCCCGGCGCGAGCUCCUCGAUUCCAUUCGAUUGAGAUAUGACGUGAAUAUCUACAUCAAGCCUGGUAUCCCAGACUACCUUUUCAUGUCUGGAAAUAAUGAGCGGGAUAUGUCCAUCAUUGCAUCCCGAUUCCGAGAGCUAUGGGAGAGGGUAAUGGUCCAGCAUGAGACGGAAAUCAAGCUGUUCCUUGUUGCGGCGCCCCGGGCAGAGCUUAUGAGAACUCACGUCAUCCUGCAAAAGUCCGGUCGGCUCUCGGUGCCUGUUAUCUGUGGACCGGAGCUGGCCCCAGAUGUAACCGCAACCUGGAAGACCACUGCGGAUGAAAUCAAGCUCAAUAACAAGAACAUUGUCACCACCCGCCUUAGGAAAGCACUGCAUGUGAUUCCUCAAUUUCGGGGAUUCCUGCAAAUGCGAGCAAAGUUCGGUUCGUUCGCCCUGCAACAGUGGCGCAAGCCGAAUGAUGGCACUUCUUAUGAGUUCUCAGAGUUUCGUGAGAUGCUUACCCAUAUGAACACCGAAGGACGUUUGCUCCCAGGAAUCCGGCUGCAGCAAGAUGAGAUCUUUGACCGGAUCAUGGAAUCAACCUUUCUAAAGCCCUGGGGUAAAGCCAAAAUCAAAUCCCUGCUGAGCCUGAUGCCCAAAUAUUCCGCCAACUUUGAGUACCAAGUGAACAAGGAUUCGGUAAUUCGCGUGGAGGCAAAAUUCUCUCUUCCUCUUGGCUCGCAGGAGUUUGAAGUCAACGGAGUCCGUUGUUUCAAAUCCAAACAGAUCGGUGCUCCUGUUGAUCGUCAGAUGCCCAUGCAGAUCAGCAUGAUUGACUUUGAAAGGUCCGAUUGGCAGCUUGAAGUGAAGGCUCUUGAACUCUGCCCCGAAAAGGAGAUAUCCCCCGAGCUAGACAAAUUCAUGCGUUCUAUUGCUUUCCAAUGGAACCCGAGUGCAAAGAGCAUUGGAUCUGUCCCCCAGCGCAAGGCGAGGUUCUCAUAUGGUGCGCCAGUCAAGCGUUUCGUCGAGAAGGCCACAAUCCAACUCCAAGUCAAAGACUCGCCGCAUGUCUUCGAGCUCGCCCGCUUCGACGAGUACACGUACGGGGUUGGUCACUGGUCGAUGACCCCCAAAGUGUCCUGGGGUGCAUCGCUGUUCAAUCCUAGUUGGGAUGAUAUACUAGGUGAGCAGGCUGAUGUCAAGGCUCUCGAUAUCUCCAAAGAGGGGUGUCUGUCGGUGUUCUUUCCCCCGCCGGGAGAUGAGCAGGAACAGACAGAAAAGCCGAAAACGGACGAUGAGCUCCGCAAGGAGGCCGAGAACCGAAAGAUGGAUGAGGAGAAGCAGCUGGGCUCUUUCAUGAGCACUGUCCAGCAGGUUGCGCGGAUGCUAGGAAAUCCUGGCGCUGAGAUGCCAGACUUCCUUGAGAACGAUCUUGGAAGUCUGUUCUAG